Molecule: messenger RNA, 1074 nt
Organism: Ctenopharyngodon idella (grass carp)
Lineage: Eukaryota; Metazoa; Chordata; Actinopteri; Cypriniformes; Xenocyprididae
Product: zinc finger protein 239-like
Exons: 4
Coding region: 181-1023 (280 amino acids)
Biological process (GO): negative regulation of transcription by RNA polymerase II; regulation of immune system process; regulation of cytokine production
Source: RefSeq, a predicted model, not a curated record
UUAACGAUCGUGAAUGAAGGACAAAUGUGGAAUAUUUUCUCCAGAUGCCAUAUAUUUCCAGUCUGCAGAUCUGGUGUCUCCCACAACAAUUCACCAAUAAAUACUGGGAAUAUUCACAUCAUCCUACAAGAGAAGGACAAACUCCAGGUGUAGCAGCUGAAAUCUGUGUGACUGUUAAAGAUGGAGUUUAUUAAAGAGGAGAUUGAAGACAUGAGUGAUCCAGAACCAUCCAGAAUAAAACAUGAAGAAACUGAGAAACAAAUAGACCAGAUGGAAGUGACAGAGCAAAGACACAAAUUAAAUGAAGUGAAGGAGAAACAUGACUUCAAAACUCAAGGAACUAAAGCCAAAAAGCCGCACACCUGCUCACAGUGUGGAAUGAGAUUCCAAGAUAAAAGAAACCUCAACAGACACAUGAGAGUUCACACUGGAGAGAAACCGUAUACAUGCAGUCAGUGUGGAAAGAGUUUCCCAUAUACAACUGGACUCAGACUUCAUCUGCGCAUUCACUCUGGAGAAAAACCAUUUAACUGUGAUCAGUGUGGUAAAAAGUUUAUUUCAUCGUCACAUCUAAACAAACACCUGAAAAUUCAUUCAGAUGAGAAGCCUUAUGUGUGUUCUUUCUGUGGAAAGAGUUUUUCACGAGUGGACAGCUUUAAACUGCACCAGAAAACACAUGAUGAAGUGAGAGAUCAUGUGUGUUGUGACUGUGGGAAGAGCUUUACUAAACCUCACUGUCUGGAACAGCACCAAAGAAUUCAUACCGGAGAAAAACCUUACAAGUGCUCAUAUUGUGAGAAGAGUUUCACUCAGUCUGGGUCUCUGAAAGAACAUGAACGAGUUCAUACUGGAGAAAGACCUUACGAGUGCUCCUACUGUGAGAAAAGUUUCACUCAGUCAGGAUCUCUGAAAUCACAUGAGCGAGUUCAUACAGGAGAGAAGCCGUACUACUGUACUCAGUGUGAGAAGAGUUUUAGACAUUUAUCAGGCCUUCACACUCAUAUGAAAAAAUGUUGCAAGUGAUCAACAUUAUUAUUAUUAUUUUUUUAAAUACAUUCAAGUAAAUUCUCUAAU